AGCUGUGAGCCACUCGUUGUAGGAUUAUCUGUUUGUGGGUCAACACCAGAGGUGUGUGGAUGAGCAGUCUGGCAAUAGCUGUUACUAUCUGUGUGGUAACACCUCCGCGGCGGACGAGACCAGCCGGUUACUAAACCGCGCCUAGGAGUUUGGUCAGGCCAAAGCCUGGUGUUUGGCUGGGUUCAAAUAUGGCUCUGCCAUUCCUUCUGGUCUUUGCUGCCACCGUGAUUCUUAUCAGACCCGAGACGCCUGUAACUAAGGCCCUACAUCAGAACUCACUUGAAUGUUGUGGUGAUAAGCAAAAAGCUAACAGUUCAUGCUCAAAUGACACCCACUGUGAACCAGGAUGUUUCCUGCGCGUCCUCGAGAACACCAACACCGUCUGCAUAUUGUGCGACUCGGCAGCUGUCGAUUUAGAAAACGUAACAGUCUGCACCUACAACUACACACUGGAGCGUAAAAAUCAUACAACUGUAACGACAGUUGUUCCUAAAAUUGGUGGCCCUGGUGUGGCAGCCUCUCUACUUCUGGGAACGCUGUUGAUCAGCCUCUUCCUGAUACUCUCUGUCGCCUCCUUUUUCUACCUCAAACGCUCCAACCGACUUCCAAGUAUCUUCUACCGCCGCAACAAGGCCUUCAUAUUUCAACCAAGUGAGACAGCUGUUAUGAUCCCCUCCUCGUCAGUGAGGAAACCCAGAUAUGUCCGAAGAGAGCGACCCUCUGCUUCGUCAACACUGAACAGUGCAACCAUCACGACAACUUCAUCUGCUCAAGUUUAUAAUGUGUAGGGUGGGGGGUGGGGGGGGUGCAGGUAGGAGAGAGAGCUCAGGAACGUCGUAAGAUUUACAAAAGGGCGACGGAAGACAAGAUGACUCUAAUAAGGAUGGCCAAAUUUAACUGUAGCUGCUUUUGCUGCAUUCAUGUCAAUAGGGCUGUUAAUUUUUCUCUAUGUAUUGAGAGUAUAACAAAAAACUGACCAGUAUCAAGUAACUAACUUUCUGGGGCUCUGAACUGUCUUGUACACAAUUAGUUAUUCGUUAAAAAUGAAGCAGACACGCAGUCUAGCCGUCCUAGGAAAAAUGGCUCGUGUUCAUGUGCAAGUUUGUCUUUUCUUGUGGUGAACGAGAGUUGCCCGUCUCACGAUCAUGACUCAGUUUAAGUGGAAAUGCUGUCGGCAAGCGUUUUUUAUCUGCUGCGUUUGGUAAAUGAAGAGUUUGGUGAACAUGUGGAUGCCUGUCAGGUUUGACUCGUAAACCGUUCGUCGUGUGGACUUAGCAACAGAACGGUAACAUGCGAUGAACAUUUUGUUUUUACUUGUGUGCUAUUUAUUUGCAUUUUGUAACUUGCACUGAGUUUUACUGCUUAGAAUUAGGCUGACAGGUUAAAAGACGUGUCAUCAUAGUUUUAUUUCUUCUCUGGUGGACCAGGUCUGUAGGCACUAUAUUAAUGAUGGAUUGUUUGAUUGUAUUUUGUACUCUUGUUGUUGCCGUUGUAUUUAUUAUUUUUGUAAUCAGCCAAGGUGAAUGUAUUCCACGUGCAUAACACAGAGCAUGCAUUGCAGUUGCAUGCACUUUUUUUUUUCAUUCCAUGUGCAGAGCCACUCCUUCGCUCUUUUUUUUUUUUUUUUUUUUUUUUUUAGAGCUGUGAUCCUGCUGAUGCAUAUAAAAUAAGAGUUCCUGUUUUUUCCUGUCAAAAUUUAGAAUUUCCAAACAUCCCCGUGCACUUUAUACAUCUGAGGUCUUCACUGGACUUUGGACCUCGAUUUUUUUUUUUCCAAAGAAAUCAAUGUUGCUAUUUAGUGUGAUUGAGAUUUUUAUUUUCUUUCUGUUGCAUAGACGGCAGCUCUGUAGUUGCAUUUUGAACAUUACUUGAUUACUAUUAACUUUGCCAAAUGUAUGAAGAAUAUGGCUUUGUCCUAAAUGCUGUUACUGUGAUGACUCUGCCAUUAUGAGCUUUAAAUGGAGCCAGGAAGCAUUUAAUCACAAUGUGUCUGUACUAAUAAUUGGGUAUUUGAAUUAUGACAAGUGGCCUUUUUACUGUAGCUCCAAUCCUAAACCCUCUCCAAGUUCUAUAUUGUAGUUUUGAUUCACAAGAUGGUUCUAAAAGUUAUGUCUGUCUUCAGUAUGCGUGGAGCAAUCUGAACUGAACCAGAUGAAAGGCAGCAGUUAUUCCAUGAAUAUUCCUCUUUUGGCUUCAUGUGUUUACUGUUGUACAAACAACCAUAAGCUAAAAACAUGUACAUAUUGUUUUAUACAAAUGAUGUAUCGUUUUUGUAAUGAUGUACAUAUUCUAGUUUCAGUGCCAUGAAUAAAUUCAGAAGAUCUAAGUAUUGUUUGCAGAAAUAAA
This is a messenger RNA of Pelmatolapia mariae (spotted tilapia), 2346 nucleotides long. RefSeq names its product linkage group 5 C1orf159 homolog (gene lg5h1orf159). The coding region runs from base 189 to 788 and encodes 199 amino acids. The transcript is spliced from 9 exons. Lineage: Eukaryota; Metazoa; Chordata; Actinopteri; Cichliformes; Cichlidae. The record is from RefSeq and is a predicted model, not a curated record.